AUGACGAUUCCCAGACAGGAGCUUAUGGGUGCCAUUCUCUCAAGCCGUUUAGCUCAAAGUCUUCUGAAAGUCCUGACUGUCGAUCGAGUGAUCUUUUGGACUGACUCCGAGAAUGUGUGGUAUUGGGUACGAAACCACAGCCGGCAGUUUAAACGCUUCGUAGCCAACCGUAUCGCAGAAGUUCAACGGACGACGAGUCCCGAGCAAUGGAAGCAUGCACCUGGGAUACAGAAUCCAGCAGAUCUAGCGACCCGAAGACAAUCUGCUAUGGAACUAGCCAAAAGCACAUUUUGGUUGGAAAGACCAUCGUUCUUGAAAGAUUUCGAGAUCUCGGGGCCAUCAGCGCCUUCCGUUAGAGAGGAGAUGAAAGUUGAAGAUAUUGAAAAGACAGUGGCACAGACGUACAUGGUCCAGGCGCGCGUUGACCUGGGCGUUGAUCCAAACUAUUUUUCUACCUUCCGUCGCCUUUGUUGUGUGACUGGAUGGGUUCAACGAUUCGUUACAAACUGCAGACUUGCAUGGGAAUUACGAAAACGAGACAGAACGCUUUGUUCAACUGAAAUACUUGAUGUGGAAAAGUGA
This is a messenger RNA of Paramuricea clavata, 582 nucleotides long. The record is from the annotation of a GenBank genome assembly. NCBI's taxonomy places the organism in Eukaryota, Metazoa, Cnidaria, Anthozoa, Malacalcyonacea, Plexauridae.